Molecule: messenger RNA, 3171 nt
Organism: Sugiyamaella lignohabitans
Lineage: Eukaryota; Fungi; Ascomycota; Dipodascomycetes; Dipodascales; Trichomonascaceae
Gene: SLA2
Product: Sla2p
Exons: 1
Coding region: 1-3171 (1056 amino acids)
Biological process (GO): clathrin coat assembly; endocytosis; actin filament organization
Cellular component (GO): actin cortical patch; clathrin-coated vesicle
Molecular function (GO): phosphatidylinositol-3,4-bisphosphate binding; actin filament binding; clathrin-cargo adaptor activity
Source: RefSeq, a predicted model, not a curated record
AUGUCUGCAAAUACGGGAGCGCUGUCGCGGGCAGAGGCCGAUUUGGGGGCUCAUGUGAAGAAGGCCACGAACCCCGAUGAGACGGCUCCGAAGAGAAAGCAUGUGAGAGCGUGUAUUGUGUAUUCGUGGGACCACCGGUCGGGACGUGCGUUUUGGAACGCUUUGAAGGUCCAGCCGUUGCAGAAUGACGAGGUCCAGGUGUUUAAAGCGCUUAUUACCGUUCAUAAGGUGCUUCAGGAGGGUCAUCCAUCGGUUUUGAAAGAGGCUCAAGCUCAUGUCAACUGGAUCAAUUCACUGACUCAUGGAAUUAAUAGCGGUCCAGGCGGCCAUCAUGGCUAUUCUCGUCUGAUUCAGGAAUAUGCUAGGUUGCUGCUCAAGAAAUUAUCGUUUCAUCGGUCUCAUCCGGUGUUUAACGGCACAUUUGAGUAUGAAGAGUAUAUUUCGCUGCGAAGUGUUAAUGACCCUAAUGAGGGGUAUGAGAUUAUUAUUGAUUUGAUGAAUUUGCAAGAUGCAAUAGACGAUUUCCAGCGACUGGUUUUCUCGUCGUUGCACAGCGGUAGGUCGAAUGAAUGCAAAAUCUCGUCUUUAACCCCCAUGGUGGCUGAAUCUUACGGUAUUUAUAGGUUUUCUACAAGUAUGUUGCGAGCUAUGCAUUCUACAGCAGGUGAUUUAGAAGCUCUAGAACCACUGCGUUCGAGAUACCACUCGCAACACCGUCGCUUGCUUGAUUUUUAUUAUGACUGCUCUAGUUUAAAGUACUUGACUAGUCUAAUCACCAUUCCGAACCUUCGACCCGAACCUCCUAAUUUGUAUGGUGAAGAGGACGAGGCUCCUGCUCUGCCCAAACGACCUGGUCAAGGUCUGGAAAGAGAAGCUUCGAUUGGGUCGUCAAAUGUAACACCAACUCCUACUCCUAGUGUGCUGCCAGAACAAGAGUCUGCUGGCGACUGGUGGGGAAGUAACAAUGCCAAUGCCAAUGCUCAGUUAUUGCAACAACAGCAGCUGGAGGAACAACAAAGACAGUUGCAAGCACAACGAGAUGCUGAGCUGCUUCGUCAACAACAGCUGGCCGAACAACAACAACGUCAGUUUGAAGAGCAGCAACGGUUACAAUUAGAACAGCAGCAACAGGCUCAACAAGCGCUGAUUCGCGAUCAAAUGCAACGACAAGCUGAAGGACGAGCUGCCGAGCUGGAAAGAGAUAUUCUUCAGUUAAGAGGACAAUAUGAACAGAACCAGCUUUUGUUAGAGCAGUAUGACCGCCGUGUCAAGGCUCUUGAAACCGAACUGGGCCAACUGAACACUAACACAAGUUUGCAAUUAGAAUCGAAAAACGACUUGAUCCAGUCAUUGCAGGAACAGGUGUCUAUGUGGAAAACGAAAUACGAAUCGCUGGCUAAGUUAUACUCGCAACUGCGUCAAGAGCAUUUGGAUUUAUUGAGUAAAUUCAAGCAAGUACAAGCCAAGGCGGCUUCUGCUCAAGAAGCAAUUGACAAACGAGAACGACUGGAACGGGAUCUUAAAGCCAAGAAUUUGGAGUUGGCCGAUUUGAUCAGAGAACGCGACCGCGCUCGAUAUGAUUUGGACAAGUCUCGCGGCAGCUCGAAAGAUCAAUUGGAAAAGCUCGAGCGUGAUUUGAGAUUGAUGCAAGAUAAGCUCAACGACGCUGAGCGUGCUAAAGGAGCCGAUUUGUCGCUGCUUAUUUCUCGACACAACCGGGAAUUGGCCGAACUGGAAGACGCUCUUAAAGCCAAGCAACGGGCUUUGGAUGAUAUUAGCAACGGCCGCUCUGUUAAUGAGAGUGUGUUGCGAGAAAAGGAGGAAGAAGCGGAUAUUUUGCGUGAGACUAUUGCUAGUAUGGAGAAUGCCAUGAAAGAAAUGAGUUUGGACCACCAAGCCAGUUCUGGCGGAAUAAGAAAGUUGGCUGCUAUUAUUGAUGCUAUUUUGAACGCGGCAGCAGAACGAAUCCAGGAAUCGCUUUUCGAAUUUGAGUCUCCCAUGCAAGCAGGUAACCAAAACUCGACUCCAAAUUAUCUAUUAUCGGUGAUUGAGAAAACAUCGACUAAUGCUACCGAUUUCUCGACUGCAUUCAACAAUCACUUGGCCGAAGGUGAGGAAGGAUCCGAUCCAUCGGAGAUUAUUAGGACUGCCACUGCAUUUGCCAAUGCUAUUUCCGACGUGCUUAUCAAUGCCAAGGGUAUUACCAGACUGGCCCGUAACGACGAUUUAGUUGAUGAGAUCUCUGCAGCAUCUCGUGAAUCAGCUGUUGCUGCAACUGCAUUUUUCACCAGUCUCGUGUCGGAUCUGAUUACCGGACUCACCCCUGAAGAUACUACAGAUUUGGUUAUCUCAUGCAACGUUGAAGUACAACAACAUUUACAAACCCUGUCUCAUUUGGCCGAACAAAUGGCACCUAAACUAUCUGUGACCACUAAUGGAUCAACUGAUUUGGGUGAUAUUGUCGAUAAUGAGAUGGCCCGUGUUGCUGAAGCUAUUGCUACUGCUACUGCCAAACUCACCCAGCUUCUUGCCAGACCAAAAGAUCCCAAAUUCUCUACAUUCGAUGUGCAAGUUAACGAAGCAAUUCUUGCUGCUGCUAUUGCUGUAACUUCUGCCGUGGCUGCACUUAUUAAAGCGUCUACAGAAUGUCAACAAGAGAUUGUUGCUCGAGGCAGAGGUUCAUCUUCACGUACUGCUUAUUAUAAAAAGCAUAACCGUUGGACAGAAGGUCUUAUUUCCGCUGCCAAGGUUGUUGCUGGUGCCACAAACAUUCUUAUCUCAUCGGCCGAUGGAGUAUUGGCUGGUAAAAGCAGCCCCGAGCAAUUGAUUGCUGCCUCGAAUGAAGUAGCGGCAUCCACUGCUCAAUUGGUAGCUGCUUCACGAGUCAAUGCAUCGUUUAUGUCCAAGACACAAGAUAAGCUUGAAUUGGCAAGUAAAUCUGUAAGCAGUGCAUGCCGUGCUUUGGUUAAUAAAGUACAGGAUAUUCUUGCACAAAGAUCCACUACCCAAGCAGAAGAAAUCGAUUACUCCAAACUCACGCCUCAUGAGUUUAGAACUGCAGCUAUGGAACAACAAGUCGAGGUUCUCAAACUCGAACAACAGCUUACCGCUGCAAGAAACAGGCUGUUUGAAAUUAGGAAGAUUGAUUACCAAAACGAGGAGGAAGAUUAG